ACCACACUAUCGCAAGAGUUUUGUGUUUUGAUACCACUCUCUUCCUUACACCAAUUUCUUUCUUGUCUUCUCUGCCCUCUCCUCUCCUCUCCUCUCCCUUCUUCUGAUUGGAUCUAUCUAGGGUUCCUUUUCACAAUCUCUCAAUCAAAUCAAUCUCUAUUUCUCCUUCACCUUGUCUAGCUGUCUCUCUCUUUAGCAUCGCGGAUUUGGUGUUUGAAUCUUGCUCGAUUGCGAGUACGGUCCCCCGCGCGAUUCGAGAGCUUGAACUUUUCGGUUUAGCUAUGGAAGCGUAAUCAUCCUGAGCAGAUAAAAUUGUUUUGUUGAAAACCAUGGGGACUGAAAAUCCUGGUCGUCCAAAUUUCCCCUUGACCGGUUCACCUUUUGCUGCUCCUCCUCCUACAACAACACCAUUUUCAGCAUCUGGCCCGGUGGUGGGAUCAGAGGCCUCAGGCUUUAGACCCCCAGCUCAACCUCCCCAAAACGCCAUGCCUUCUGUGUCAUCUGGACCUGUAGUUGGACCACAGGCCUCUGGGUUCAGGCCUAACAAUCUCCCUGCUAGGUUUAAUGAUCCUCCUGUGAUUUCUCCACCAACAGCAUAUGUCACACCCAUCGGUGGACCCCCCUUCCAGCGUUAUCCAACACCACAAUUUCCCUCUGCUCAUCAAGCUCCACCACCCCGAGCUCCACCCAUUGGCCAACCACCAUUUCAAUCUCCUGCAGGUCAAGUGCCAUCUCCGGCUUCCUUUCAUCCUCAGCCACAAGUACAUGCAGUGCCAAUGGGAUCUCCGCCAUCAAGAGCAAAUAAUCCUCAAUUGCCAUCAGAUUCAUCAUCUUUUGGCUCCAGGGCAAAUUUUCAGCCACCUUUUUCCUCUAUGGAUUCAUCUUAUUCUGCUUCCAGGGCCAAUUUGCAGCCACCCUUGCCAGGAUAUGUAAAGCAGGCAAAUGCAGUUUCACAAGCUCCUCCAAUGGCCCCCUUUCAAGCUCAACAAGGAAGUUAUGCAGCACCCACACCAACACCACCUCCCACUUUUCAUCCUCAGCAAGGAGGUUUUGCUCAACCUCCACCAAUAGCCGCCCCUUUUGGAUUGCAUUCCAGGGAUCAAAUCCAACAUCCAGGCUCUGCACCUCCUAUAGGUGGCAUCCAAGGGUUGGCUGAAGAUUUCGGAUCACUUUCUAUCGGAUCUGUUCCUGGCACAAUAGAUUCAGGGCUUGAUCCAAAAGCAUUGCCGAGGCCAUUGGAUGGUGAUGUGGAGCCAAAUUCGCUGGGAGAAGCAUACUCCAUGAAUUGCAAUCCUAGAUAUCUUCGGCUUACCACUUCUGCUAUUCCAAGUUCUCAAUCUUUGCUCUCAAGGUGGCAUUGUCCUCUUGGAGCAGUUGUUUGCCCUCUUGCAGAAGCACCAGAUGGGGAGGAGGUACCAGUAAUUAAUUUUGUCUCAACUGGCAUUAUUCGUUGUAGAAGAUGUCGCACGUAUGUAAAUCCCUAUGUGACAUUUACUGAUUCUGGAAGAAAGUGGCGAUGCAACAUCUGUGCUCUGCUUAAUGAUGUUCCUGGAGACUAUUUUGCUCAGCUAGAUGCCACUGGCAGGAGAAUUGAUUUGAACCAGAGACCUGAGCUUAUAAAGGGUAGUGUGGAUUUUGUUGCACCAACUGAAUAUAUGGUGCGGCCUCCAAUGCCACCACUAUAUUUCUUUCUCAUUGAUGUUUCAGUAUCUGCUGUUAGAAGUGGUAUGAUUGAGGUUGUGGCCCAAACUAUCAAGUCCUGUUUGGAUGAGUUACCAGGCUUUCCCAGAACACAGGUUGGGUUUAUCACCUUUGACAGCGCGAUACAUUUUUACAACAUGAAGUCAUCAUUGACACAGCCUCAAAUGAUGGUGGUCACAGAUCUGGAUGACAUAUUUGUUCCCUUGCCAGAUGAUCUCCUCGUUAACUUGUCCGAGUCAAGGCUUGUGGUGGAAGCUUUUCUCGAUAGCUUACCCUCCAUGUUUCAGGACAAUAUGAAUAUGGAGUCUGCUCUUGGCCCUGCUGUAAAAGCAGCUUUCAUGGUUAUGAGCCAGCUUGGUGGGAAACUGCUUAUUUUUCAGAAUACAAUGCCAUCUCUUGGUGUAGGCCGUUUAAAGUUGCGUGGAGAUGAUCUUCGUGUUUACGGAACUGAUAAAGAGCAUGCUUUAAGAACUCCAGAAGAUCCAUUCUAUAAAAACAUGGCUGCUGAAUGUACCAAGUACCAGAUAGGAGUUAAUGUGUAUGCCUUCAGUGAUAAAUAUAUCGACAUAGCCUCCUUAGGAGCUCUAGCAAAAUAUUCUGGAGGGCAGGUAUAUUACUAUCCAAGUUUCCAGUCAGCCUCUCAUGGAGAGAAGUUGAGACGCGAGUUGGCUAGAGAUCUUACAAGAGAAACUGCUUGGGAAGCUGUCAUGCGCAUAAGAUGUGGAAAAGGUAUUCGGUUUACAUCUUACCAUGGGAACUUCAUGCUAAGGUCCACUGAUUUGUUAGCGCUUCCAGCUGUUGAUUGUGACAAAGCAUACGGGGCGCAGUUGUCACUUGAAGAGACAUUACUCACAAGUCAGACGGUAUAUUUCCAAGUUGCUUUGCUAUACACUGCUUCAUGUGGAGAGAGGCGUAUCAGAGUACACACAGCAGCAGUGCCUGUGGUUACAGAUUUGGGGGAGAUGUACCGCCAGGCUGAUGCUGGUGCUAUUGUGUCUUUGUUUGCCAGGCUAGCAAUCGAGAAAUCAUUGUCCCACAAGCUGGAAGAUGCACGAAGCUCUGUACAGUUGAGGAUUGUGAAAGCUCUUAGAGAAUUUCGAAAUCUAUAUGCUGUUCAACAUCGCUUGGGAGGCAGAAUGAUAUAUCCAGAAUCUCUGAAGUUAUUGCCUUUGUAUGGAUUAGCACUUAGUAAAUCAGCGGCUCUCCGGGGAGGUUACGCUGAUGUUCAACUUGAUGAUCGCUGUGCAGCAGGAUUCACUAUGAUGGCGUUACCUGUAAAAAAAUUGUUGAAGCUUUUAUACCCUAGCUUGAUACGAGUAGAUGAAUAUCUUUUGAAGCCAUCUGCACAAACUGACGAAUUCAAAAACAUCAUGAAAAGGUUACCAUUGACAGCCGAGAGCUUAGACUCCAGAGGCCUUUAUGUCUAUGAUGACGGUUUUCGCUUUGUUGUAUGGUUUGGUAGAAUGCUUUCACCUGAUUUAGCAAUGAAUUUACUUGGACAAGAUGCUGCUGCUGAGUUCUCCAAGGUUUCUUUCGGUAAGCAUGAUACUGAAAUGUCAAGAAAGUUAAUGGGGGUGCUUAGGAAAUUAAGAGAGAGUGAUCCUUCAUAUUAUCAGCUUUGCAAUCUUGUGAGACAAGGUGAACAGCCCAGAGAAGGUUUCUUUCUUCUCACAAAUUUUGUGGAGGACCAGAUUGGGGGUACCAGUGGUUAUAGUGAGUGGAUGGUGCAAAUACAUCGGCAGGUCCAACAAAAUGCAUAAAUUGCAGCCAGUGGUGUUUUCUGUUUUCCACUAAUUUCAUUGGGUUUUAUUGUUGGUUUGCCUGUGCCACACCUCUAGAGAAAUGAAACCUUUUGUUCGAAAAGCAUAAUUAAUCAGCACAUGACCAUGGCUUCCCGUCAGUAUUGUGGAUGGUUGAGUUGGACUGGUCGCCUGAUAGACUUUAGAGCUACCAUUUGUUUGGCCUUUCACAAUAUUCAAUAAUUAGAGGAGAUUUACUAUAGUGAUUAGUUUGUAGCCCCGGUUUUCAUGUUGAAAAGCAAAACAGUAUCUUUUUUUUUUUUGGUAUUUGAUGACGUAAAUCAUCAGCAACUGUUAUAGUUGUGUUAUAUCCCCAGUUUUUUCUGCACUCAAAGUUUUGAAUGUCCAUUAGGCAUUUAUUUAUUCGGAGAGAUGUUUUAUGUUUGCUUAAAGAACUGUAUAACUCGUGCUUCGGAACAAUUUUAUUAUUUUGUGUUUUAAAAGCAAUGCUUGUUCCUAUA
Populus trichocarpa (black cottonwood) is the source of this 3961-nucleotide messenger RNA. RefSeq names its product protein transport protein Sec24-like At3g07100. Bases 330 to 3461 code for a protein of 1043 amino acids. Gene Ontology annotation, molecular function: SNARE binding; zinc ion binding. NCBI's taxonomy places the organism in Eukaryota, Viridiplantae, Streptophyta, Magnoliopsida, Malpighiales, Salicaceae. The record is from RefSeq and is a predicted model, not a curated record. Gene Ontology annotation, cellular component: COPII vesicle coat; endoplasmic reticulum exit site. Gene Ontology annotation, biological process: COPII-coated vesicle cargo loading; endoplasmic reticulum to Golgi vesicle-mediated transport; intracellular protein transport. The transcript is spliced from 14 exons.